AUGGACGUCUCGUCACGGUCCCGACAACCUGGCUCACCUCCGACUAAGCGGCGGAAAGCACAAUUGGUCUGCAACUCCUGCCGUGAAAGGAAGACCCGCUGUGAUGGAGUCCAGCCGGUUUGCUCCCCGUGCCAGAGUCGCGGCCAAUCAGACUUCUGCCAGUAUCAGCAGUCAGCCCUGAAGACACAGAGAUAUGUCACUGAGCUAGAGAGAAGGGUAAAGGAGCUCGAGAAAGGCAACGCCGUGUUGUUGGCUGCAAGGGAAACGCGUGAUAAGGGCCAGCGUUCAAGUGGCUUGACUCCGCAGCUGCCUCUUGCACGAACGAAUGAGCUUGGGACCUCUCCUUCGCAAACGCGUCCACCAUUUUUGGACCACCGCGAGGAAUAUGCUGCUAAGGCUGGCUUGACCGUGGAUGGGCUAGCCACUGUGUCUCCGGUGCCUCUCCAAGCAAUCGAGUCGGUCUCGUUUGGUAAUUCCUCAACAAUCGCAUUCCUGCGCAAUCUACUCUCCAUGGUAGACGGCACCACAUCACUUCAACAUCCACCGAACAACCUCGCGGAAUCUUUUGCGCCAGUGUCUGAAGCAGAGGAUCUGGAUCUUACAACAUUGACCUUACCUAACCGUCAACUUGCAGACAGCGUUGUUGACUCAUUCUUCGCAAUCGUCCAUCCUCUCUAUCCCGUUCUACAUCAACCUACAUUUACAACCCAUUAUCAUGCCCUCUGGACGCCUACCGCGAGCUUGCAGAAGGGAACAAGGAUACGUCAAACCCCUUUACUCUGGGCUACCGCGAACCUUGUGUUUGCCUUAGGCUCUCAGUUCAGCGAGCUUGUCGAGCCGUCCGAGAGGGCGCGUAUAUCUUCACAGUUCUAUCGGCGCGCGCAUGACUUGUUGGCGGGCCACCUGGCUGACACUUGUUCGAUGGAGGGCGUACAGGUCUUGCUCCUAAUAAGCAUAUAUCUUCAGUCUACACAUCAUGCCAGCCGGUGUUGGAAUAUACUCGGACUCGCAAUCCGUUCUGCACAGGGGCUGGGCCUUCACCUUGAGCAACGACAUCAGUCAUGUCCUACACAACUUCAAAGCGAGAUUGGCCGAAGGGUCUGGCACAAUUGUGUUAUUCUGGACAAGCUGCAGUCGAUGACAUUUGGCCGACCAUCAAUGCUCACAAAAUCAGCCGUGAAGCCUCCAGUGGCAGUAGACGACGAGUAUCUCGCCUGUGGUGUUCAGCCGACGGGUCAAAGUUCGCGACUAUCAUUCUUCGUUCUCUCUAUAGACUUAUUUGACAUUCUGUCAGAUAUUCUCGCUACCGUCUACUCCUCGGAGGAUGGGAAGUCGUCCAGCGAAGGCAGCACGAACAACCUCCACGAGGUUAUCAGAUUGAGUGCGGCUCUUGAUAAGUUUGCGUCUAGCAUUCCUCGCCAUCUCCAGUUUCAUGCCCCGCACCAGCACGAAAGCGCCGAGGAGCACAUCGACAAAGUUUUUAAGUUACAGUCUAAUGUCCUACAUUGUCGCUACCUAUAUGCACGCCUUAUACUACUCAGGCCUUCACUUCUCUCGGCCUGUGCAGAUGCUCAGUCAUCAAAUCAUCUGCACGGUGCGCAAGGCGUGGCGGGUUCAUUGGAGUCACAGCUCAAUGCUCGAGCUUCAAGUGUCUGUGCCGAUGCUGCCAGGUCGCUUGUUGCAGCUAUCCACGCGAACAUGCACUCUGUUUUCCGCAAUUCUGUUUGGUACACGGUCUACUUCACUUUCUCUGCAGCCACUGUCCUCGUGGCAUCAAAGAUCUACAACAUUCGUCGCCUCCAAGACUUCAGUGAGUCGACCUGGGAAAGUUCGGACUAUCAGGAAACUUGGGGGAAGAUUAUUGAUAUACUGCGCUACCACGAAGAUCGUAUCAGCUCUGCAGGGCGUGCGAAGCAAGUGCUGGAGGCGCUCGGUUCAAAGGUUGAGGCUAUGGGCGAACGGUCGCACCUGACCACUUCCGCGGCCGAGAACAAUUCUUUCCGCGCUGAUCCUGAGCGUCGCGACUGGACCGCAGAAGACUUUAGCAUUCUCAAUCUGAGCAAUGCCUGGUUCAUGCAGGAAAUCACGAACCUGGAUUUCCUCAAUAUCGGCACCGAUAUCUAG
This is a messenger RNA of Cyphellophora europaea CBS 101466, 2124 nucleotides long. RefSeq lists its product as uncharacterized. Gene Ontology annotation, molecular function: RNA polymerase II cis-regulatory region sequence-specific DNA binding; DNA-binding transcription factor activity, RNA polymerase II-specific; zinc ion binding. Gene Ontology annotation, biological process: DNA-templated transcription; positive regulation of transcription from RNA polymerase II promoter by galactose. The record is from RefSeq and is a predicted model, not a curated record. Bases 1 to 2124 code for a protein of 707 amino acids. The transcript has a single exon. Lineage: Eukaryota; Fungi; Ascomycota; Eurotiomycetes; Chaetothyriales; Cyphellophoraceae. Gene Ontology annotation, cellular component: nucleus.